CACCGACACGUUAAAAUGGCCAAUGUGUCGGACACGUCAACACGAGUGGACACGCUUCCGACACGCGAUCAACACGGUGUCAGAUUUCCGACACGAAAUCAACUCUCCGGACACGCCUCCGACACGCGAGUCCGGCGUGUCCGAAGAGUAAAUUUGUAAAAAAAUAAAAACAGAGAACAAUAAAUGGCGUCGACCUCCAAAUUAGGGCUAAAACACGAUUACCUCUUUACUUCUCUGUUCGACCGACGAACUCCCGUCCUCCGCGCCGCUCGCCGCUCCCUCUCCCGCUCCCGCUCCCGCUAGCCGGUCGUGCUCGCGGCUUGCGCUCGCCGCUCGCCGCUCGUGCUCGUGCUCGCCGCUCGCGCUCGCUGCUCGCCGCUCGCCGCUCUCUCUCCCGCUCGCGCUCGCCGCUCGCUGCAGGUACACCUCUCUGUUUCGAAAGAAAUUGUGGUGGCUGGGAACUGGGAAGAAGGGAGAAGUCGGGGAAGGGAGCGUGUAUGGGUGGGUUGGGGGAAAAGGAAAAAGUGGUGGGGUAGGUCAGAUGGGUGGGCUGCGUCUUUUUUUCUAAUGGGGAGGUCAGAUGGAUGGGGAAAAGAAAUUGUGGUGAGCUGCGUCUUUUUUUCUUAUUAAGAGCUGUGGUAGGUCAUUUUAUAAUUGUGGUGGCCUGAUUAUUAUUAGAUAUGUCAUUCUAUAAUUCUGGUAGGUCAUUCUAUAUUUGUUGAUGAUGCCCUUGCCCUUACUUACUGCUUAUUGAUUUGGGUGAAUCUAAUAUAUAGAUAUUGGUAUUGUGAUGGUAUUUUUUGUAGAAUGACCUCAAGCAAGGGUAGCACUUCUUGUACACAAGCGCUUACAUCUACCGAUGAAGAUUCGAAUAAACCACUAUGGAGGUAUGUCACUAAGCUAGCUGCUCGUAGUGAUGCGGGAGGCAAUUUGUCUUGGAAAUGCAACUUUUGCGAAAAAGAUUUUACGAGUUCAUAUACGAGAGUGAGGGCUCAUUUGUUGAUGAUCAGUGGAAAAGGAAUUGGAAAAUGUGGAAAAGUAACAAGAAAUGAUCUUUUGGAGAUGGAAAGAUUAGAGGAAGAGGUCAAUACUAAAUUAGCGAGUCUUGCGCCUAAAAAUGUACAUUUGCCCCCUUCUAGUGUUUCAAUUAGUGGUGGUGGUGGUGGAUCUAUUAGUGGGGUGGAUUUAUACUCUAGAAAAAGGAAGAUUGGAAGUGGGAGUGAAGGAUCACUUGAGCAUGCAUUCAACAUGGGUCAACGGGAACAUUUAGAUUAUGAGAUUGCUAGGAUGUUUUAUUCGGGAGGCUUGCCGUUUAACCUAGCAAAGAACCCUUACUUUAUAUCCGCUUUUACUUAUGCCGCUAAUCAUAAUCUUGCGGGGUAUGUACCACCGAAAUACAAUUUGUUGAGGACCACUUUGUUGCAAAAGGAGAAGGCAAAUAUUGAUGGGUUGUGUGCAACUAUUAGAAACAUGUGGAAGGAGAAGGGUGUAAGUAUUGUGAGUGAUGGAUGGAGUGACUCACAUAGGAGAUCACUUAUUAAUUUUAUGGCGGUGUCGGAUGGAGAACCUAUGUUUAUAAAGUCGGUUGAUUGUUCGGGAGAAACAAAGGAUAUGCAUUUCAUUUUUAACUUAUUCAAAGAAGUGAUCAAUGAAAUUGGGCAUGAGAAAGUGGUCCAAGUGAUCACGGAUAAUGCUUCAAAUUGUAAGGGCGCGGGACAACUCAUUGAGCAAGAAUUUCCAUCCAUUAUUUGGACGCCUUGUGUGGUGCACACUCUUAAUCUUGCUUUGAAGAACAUUUGUGACCCAAAGAAUACGGAGACCAAUCAUGAAGUUUAUUUGGAAUGUAGUUGGAUUUCCGAGAUUGUUUCGGAAGUUAUGCAAAUCAAACAUUUCAUCAUGAACCAUUCCAUGAGGUUAGCAAUAUACAAUGAGUUUGUUAACUUGAAGUUGCUUUCCAUAGCGGAUACACGUUUUGCUUCAAUGAUUGUGAUGCUUAGGAGGUUUAAGUUAAUCAAAAGUGGUCUUCAAAGCAUGGUUAUUUGUGACAAAUGGAAUAUCUAUCGAGAUGAUAAUCAAGGGAGGGCUAAGUUUGUCAAGGAGAAGGUGUUGGAUGAUUUUUGGUGGAAUUUAAUUGAUUAUAUACUUUCCUUCACGGCUCCUAUUUAUGAUAUGCUUAGAAUUUGUGACACCGACAAGCCUUGUCUUCACUUAGUUUAUGACAUGUGGGAUUCAAUGAUUGAAAAAGUGAAGAGAGCUAUAUAUGAACAUGAAGUGAAAAGGCUAAAUGAGCAGUCUACAUUUUAUGAGGCAGUUCAUACAAUUCUUAUGGAUCGUUGGACUAGAAACAACACUCCACUUCAUUGCUUGGCACAUGCCUUGAAUCCUAGGUACUAUAGUUAUCAAUGGCUCAACGAAGAUUCUUCUCGAGUUUCUCCAUACAAGGAUAACGAGAUCAUCCAAGAAACAAAAAAAUGCUUUAGGAAAUACUUUCCUAACUUGGAGGAGCGCACCAAGGUGAAUUUGGAGUACGCAGAUUUUGCGUACACAAAUGGGGAGUUUAAAGAAUUUGAUUCCGUUCACAGUCGGUAUUCUAUGGAUCCUAAGGCUUGGUGGGUUAUUCAUGGUGCAAGUGCACCUAUGCUUCAAAGCUUAGCCUUAAAGCUUCUUGCACAACCUUCUUCUUCAUCAUGUGCCGAGAGGAAUUGGAGUACUUACUCCUUUGUGCACUCGAUGAGGAGAAAUAGAAUGACUCCAAAACGUGCGGAAGAUUUGGUUUUCAUUCAUAGCAACCUACGUCUUCUAUCAAGAAAAAGCCCACAAUAUGCACAAGGAGAGACCAAGAUGUGGGAUAUUGGUGGAGAUGCAUUUGACACGUUUGAAGAUGUGGGAGUGCUUGAAGUUGCGAAUCUUUCACUUGAUGAGCCGGAGAUGGAAUGUGAUGUUUUUUCAGAAGAAGUGUAAUGUAGAUGCAUGACUUGGUAUAUUUGAUGGUGAAAUGUGGAUGGUUUUUUGUUUUUUGACUUAUUGUUAAAUGUUGAAUUUAAUGGGACAAACAUUUUUAGAUAGUGUUAUGUAUUGGAAUAUGAGAACAUGAAUUUUGAGGAGAAGUUUGCAUAUCGCAUAUACUCUGAAUCCCUAAUUGAAUUUGUAAAUGUGCUUCUUUCGAUGGAUGAGUUUA
This is a messenger RNA of Syzygium oleosum, 3178 nucleotides long. RefSeq lists its product as uncharacterized. Bases 808 to 2961 code for a protein of 717 amino acids. The transcript has 2 exons. Gene Ontology annotation, molecular function: protein dimerization activity. NCBI's taxonomy places the organism in Eukaryota, Viridiplantae, Streptophyta, Magnoliopsida, Myrtales, Myrtaceae. The record is from RefSeq and is a predicted model, not a curated record.